AUGGAGGAAACAUUUUUAUAUUUCGCUUAUGGAAGUAAUUUAUUUAAGAAAAGAAUUCGGAUAAACAACCCUACAGCUGAAUUUAUAGGAAUAGGUAGACUUGAUUGUCAUCAGUUGGAUUUCAUAAAAUAUUCAGAUCAUUGGAGAGGUGCAUCUGCUACGAUCUUACCAUGUGAAAACGCUCACAUAUGGGGUGCAGUUUGGAGAUUAAAUAUUAAAGACAUGCCCUCCUUAGAUUGGCAAGAAGGAGUUGACACCAAUUGGUAUUUUCCAAAAACAGUUGACAUUAUAACUCCUGAGGGUACGACAGUUCAAUGUCGAACAUAUCAACAGGUAGUGAAUCCUCCUCUAAGAGAACCGAAUGAAGAACUACCUCAAGAGAGAAGACCUUCUAGUACUUAUUUAGACUGUAUUAUUAAUGGAGCUUUAGAAUGUAAUUUACCAGAAGAAUAUAUUAAAGAAUUACAAAAGAUCCCUCAUAAUGGACAAAAAGCAUCCCCCAAAAUGAUUGAAAAACUUAAUAUA
This is a messenger RNA of Brenthis ino (lesser marbled fritillary), 525 nucleotides long. The record is from the annotation of a GenBank genome assembly. Lineage: Eukaryota; Metazoa; Arthropoda; Insecta; Lepidoptera; Nymphalidae.